AUGUGGAAAAAGUGCGGCCCUAUUCUUUGGACAAUCUACCAUCAAUCGGCAAAAUUGUUUUGCACUCCAUUCGCUGGCCAUAAGUUUAUUCACGUCGCGAACCAGUUAACGGUACCGCUCGUGUCAGUUACUUUUCUAGCCGCAAAUGGCGGCGGAGUCUUAAGGCCUUGUCUAAAAGCUAAUCGGCUCUCUCAGAGCAGACGGAAAAACCGCAACAGACACACUGGAUUUGUGCACAUCCGUCCGGUCUACAAGGCAGUGUCGACUUGGAGACAGGACUGUCUUAAACCGGUGAGAGUAUAA
This is a messenger RNA of Protopolystoma xenopodis, 303 nucleotides long. The record is from the annotation of a GenBank genome assembly. NCBI's taxonomy places the organism in Eukaryota, Metazoa, Platyhelminthes, Monogenea, Polystomatidea, Polystomatidae.